AUGGGACAGGAAAAUAACUUACUCCCUUCAGACACAGAGCGACCCAGGCCCUGUGUUUCCAGGGCUCCCGCUCUGCGCUCGCGGGUCAGAGCGACCGUGCCAGCCACUGGCAAGGCGUGUGCCGUUGAGCGUAGUAGAGAGUCUGCCAGUGUGGGGAGGCUGUGCCCGGCUCCCCGCUCUGCGCUCUGGCCUCCCCGCUCUGCGCUCUUGGGUCAGAGGGACCCUGCAAGCCACUACACAGUCAAAGCGACCCUGUCAGCCACUGGCGUGGCGUGUGCCGUUGAGCGUAGUCGAGAGUCUGCGAGUGUGGCGAGGCUGUGCCCGGCUCCCCGCUCUGCGCUCUGGGCUCCCCACUCUGCGCUCUUGGGUCAGAGCGACCCAGCCAGCCGCUGCACAGGUCCAGACAUGCUCCGCUGUGUGCAAGAGAGCAGCCGAGUGAGGAGGAGGAAGAGGUUUCAGAAGACAAAGACGGGGAGGAAUAAAACCCGGAGGCGCGAGGUUGACAAUGCCUCUUCUCCCUCUUCUGAGGAAGAACCCGAGGAAGAGCCGCCCGAGGACGAGCCUGAGGACGAGCACGAGGACCGACGCGAGGAAGAGAUCACCUCGGCCCCGGACCAACGGGAGACGCCGUUGCUGUCGAAAAACAGCAAAAUCGAGUGGUCCCCCGUGGCCUGCGGCCAACACCACGGGGCCCUCGCGAUCUGCCACACCGGGCCGGACCAGACUCCGGGCCCCAUGGCCAAUGCCACGACCCAGGCCCACGACAUCGCGUCCGCCUUCCACCUGUUUGUCACACCAGCGAUAGAAAGGAUAAUUGUGGAAAUGACGAACCUGCACGGGGCCAGAAAUUACGGUGACGGCUGGCGACCCAUGGACGCCACGGACCUGCGAGCCUAUGUAGGGCUGCUGAUCCGAGCGGGCGUCUACAGGUCCCGGGGCGAGGCCACGCCAAGCCUGUGGGACGCCGAGAGCGGCAGGACCGUGUUCAGAGCCACCAUGCCGCUCAAGGUCUUUCACAGGUACUCGAGGCUGCUGCGAUUCGACAACCGCCAGUCGAGACCCGCCAGACUCGCCACGGACAAACUCACAGCCAUACGGGAGGUCUGGGACCUGUGGAAGGCGCGGCUGCUGGCCCUCUACAACCCGGGGCCCGACGUGACGGUGGACGAGCAACUGGUCCCGUUCAGAGGCCGCUGUCCUUUCCGUCAGUACAUCCCCAGCAAGCCGGCGAAAUACGGCAUCAAGUCGUGGGUGGCCUGCGACACCAAGUCCAGCUACGCUUGGAAGAUGCAAGUGUACACCGGCAAGGCGGCCGGCGGAGGCCCCGAGAAGAACCAGGGGAUGCGCGUCGUCCUCGAUCUGACAACGGGGCUGAGCGGUCGCAACGUCACCUGCGACAACUUCUUCACCUCCUACGACCUGGGCCAGUGGCUCCUCGAGAGGAACCUCACCAUGGUGGGCACGGUGAGAAAGAACAAGGCCGAGCUCCCGCCCGCGCUGCUCGAGUCCAGGGGCAGACAGGUCCUGUCCUCCAGGUUCGCCUUCACGCCCACCGCCACUCUGGUGUCCUACCUGGCAAAGAAAAACAAGAACGUGCUACUUUUGAGCACGCUGCACACAGAGGGCCACAUUAGCGAUCGCCGCGACAGGAAGCCGGCCGUCAUCCUAGACUACAACUGCAACAAGGGCGGCGUGGACAACCUAGACAAGGUGGUCGGCACCUACAGCUGCAGACGGAUGACUGCCCUCUGGCCCCUGGUCGUCUUCCACAAUAUCCUCGACGUGUCCUCCUACAACGCCUUUGUCAUAUGGCGAGAGAUCAAGCCUGACUGGAUGCCUAGCAAGCGGAACAAGCGCAGGGUGUUCCUCGAGCAUCUGGUAAAGGCACUUGUGAAGCCGCUGAUCCAAAGGCAGCAGCAUCUGCCCCGCACCGAAGCGGCGUCAGCGCUUGUCAAAGUCCUAAAGAGUGCUACGGCGGUGGCGCUCGUUGCCCCGGCCACCGGGGCAAGUAAGAGGAAGAGGUGUCAGCUCUGCCCACCCAAGAAGGACUCCAAGACACACACGGUGUGCUGCAGGUGUAAGAAAUACAUCUGCAAAGGCUGUUCACACGCCUACUGUCACACUUGCGCACAUUGGGCCUUUAGCCAGGACGGGACAGGGUGA
This is a messenger RNA of Oncorhynchus masou masou (cherry salmon), 2163 nucleotides long. Its product is annotated as piggyBac transposable element-derived protein 4-like. NCBI's taxonomy places the organism in Eukaryota, Metazoa, Chordata, Actinopteri, Salmoniformes, Salmonidae. The coding region runs from base 1 to 2163 and encodes 720 amino acids. The transcript is spliced from 5 exons. Gene Ontology annotation, molecular function: zinc ion binding. The record is from RefSeq and is a predicted model, not a curated record.